AUUUUUGCCGGUUCCUUUUCUAAUCUAAACGAAACAGGCGUGCCAUACUUUUCCCCCAUUCGACGCGUGGUUUAGUUUCAGCCUUUCAGACUUUUGAUGCCAUGGUUCUCCACUGAGUUUCAGAUUCCUACGUUUUGUCGCACGGGAAGGCUGCUUACAGCUAAACAUAGGAACUGCGUUUGAUUCUGCGAGAUUUUUGCCGCCACGUUGCAAGUAGCUUUGCUCUGGUGAAGAUGUUUCGUUGCUCAUUUCAUAUGCUGCUUCGUCGCGGAGUUUUAGCCUAGUUCAGCUUCCAACCGAGACACCUCUAAUCCUGUAAAUUUCAUGUGCCUCCUGUCGAUAAGCGCUGUGGUUCUCCCUUUAUGCUUACAUUCAUGUCGUGGCUUUAUCCAAGUAAUUGAUUCCACCUUAUCAUGUCCACUCAUGGACCUAUUGCCGAAUUUCCAUUGAUUUGUAACAAAUAAUAAGACGUAGACGAUGCUAUACAAUUGUUAGUUGCUAGGAGUUAGGACCAUAUCGUGUAUACAAUCAAUGUGCAUGCGCGCCCUUCGUUCUUAUUUCAUUUUUUUUCUUGCCGUAUGUGGAUAGUUGGAUAGCCAAAAGUUAGAUCUGAUUCUAAAUAGUGAUGUCUAGACCAAACGUAUGCUAGAGGUGGAAAUGCUAAUAUUUAUAAAACUCAACAGCCAAGAAAAGAACUUAUACACUUCAUACUCUUUUCAUCCAUACUUGACUGAAAGCCUUGAAGAUAAGGUCAAACAAGCUUCCAGGAGUCAAAUGGAACAAACAAGAUUCCUUAGAGAUUGAGUAAGCCAAAUUGUUGUGUAUGCUAAGCCACGUUAGAAAAAGGUUGUUUAAGUUAGAUAUCUGCAUUAUAGAUCCAUACAAAAUGUUUCUUUCACAGAUGGAGUUAUAUUUGUCCUACUUGAUUCAUGCCUUCUGUGGUCUUCAUCCACACAUUUUGGAAGAUGUCCACACAUAGAAAUUCAAUUGUCUCCUUGUUCCCCUGUGCGGCUGUGCCUUUUUCAUUUACCCAAUGUUCCAACUACCAAAUCGUAGUAUGUUAUGUGCAAAGCAACAAAUCAACUUGUCUUUACCUUUUGUUGACAAUGACAACAUUGCAAAUUCUAACCACUGUUUGUGAAACAAACCUUUGGGCUACGGGAGAGGUCUAGAUGUGAUAUUACUUGUUCGAACGACCUCCCCCCUCCCCUUCCACCCCCAAAAGCACAUGACUAUUUUGGGGCGCAGAGAGGUCAGAGAAUUUGCCAGUGGGGCAUUAGCUGGUGCUAUGUCAAAAGCUAUUCUUGCUCCCCUUGAGACUAUCAGGACAAGGAUGGUUGUAGGAGUAGGAUCUAGGCAUAUUUUUGGUACUUUUGUGGAGAUCAUUGAACAAAAUGGGUGGCAAGGGCUUUGGGCGGGAAAUACAAUCAACAUGCUCCGCAUUAUUCCAACACAAGCAGUAGAGCUCGCAACAUUCGAGUGUGUCAAAAGGAGCAUGGCAGAAGCACAAGAGAAAUGGAAAGAUGAUGGAUACCCAAAGAUACAGCUUGGCAACCUGAAAAUCGAGCUGCCACUCCACUUCUUGUCUCCAGUUGCUAUUGGCGGUGCUGCUGCUGGAAUAGCUGGCACAUUGGCUUGUCAUCCUCUUGAAGUUGUCAAGGAUCGCUUGACUAUCAGUCGAGAGGUUUAUCCUACCAUUAGGCUUGCCUUCAGCAAGAUCUACCAGACGGAAGGUAUAGGUGGUCUAUAUUCUGGCCUCGGUCCAACACUAAUUGGCAUGAUUCCUUACAGCACAUGCUACUUCUUUAUGUAUGAUACAAUCAAGACCUCUUACUGCCGCUUACAUAAGAAAUCAUCUUUGAGUCGUCCUGAGCUAGUACUUAUUGGGGCUCUUUCAGGCCUCACUGCAAGUACAAUCAGCUUCCCGCUGGAAGUAGCAAGGAAGCUGCUCAUGGUCGGUGCCCUGAAGGGGAAGUGCCCGCCCAACAUGAUUGCUGCCUUAUCGGAGGUGAUCAAGGAGGAGGGCCUCCUGGGACUUUACCGCGGAUGGCGUGCAAGCUGCCUGAAGGUCAUGCCGAAUUCUGGCAUCACUUGGAUGUUCUACGAGGCUUGGAAGGACAUUCUUCUCGCUGACAAGGACAAGCAGCGUGCUUAGCGUUAGCUGCUGAACAAUGAAGGCAUUGCGCCGUUGUCGUUCAUGAAGUUUCCUCCUUUGGCUGGGAUUCCUGGUACCUUUCCAAGUUUCAGAAUCCCACCCGUGCCGAGGAAUGGGUAGAUAGGAUGCACUGCUCUUUUUGGCUGAUGAGUGGAAGCAUUUGUUGAUCCUCACCGAUUCUGAACAUCUGAUCGCCAUUUUUUUGUUAACAAACAAACUGGUUUUCAUGAGCUCGUAAAAUGUGGUAAAUUGCAGUGGGUCCUGAGGUUUAUGUUA
Molecule: messenger RNA, 2431 nt
Organism: Panicum virgatum (switchgrass)
Lineage: Eukaryota; Viridiplantae; Streptophyta; Magnoliopsida; Poales; Poaceae
Product: probable mitochondrial adenine nucleotide transporter BTL1
Exons: 5
Coding region: 1229-2155 (308 amino acids)
Biological process (GO): transmembrane transport
Source: RefSeq, a predicted model, not a curated record